AUGAAUGAUAAAUAUUUAGAUGAUACAGUGUUAGAGCCUAAAGACAAUAUUGUGUUAGAGCCUGAUAAUGAUAUAGUGUUAAAGCCUAAUGAUAAUAUAAUAUUGAAGCCUGAAAAUGAUAUAGUGUUAGAGCCUAAAGAUGAUACAGUGUUAGAGCCUAAAGAUAAUAUAGUGUUAGAGCCUGAAGAUAAUAAUCUGAAUGGGUUAAAAUCUAAUGAUAUGAAUGGUUAUGAAGCAUUUAAAAGAAUAAUUGAAGAACUCGAUGUCCAAGCUAAUAUACUUGAUAAUGAUCAUUUGAAGAAGAUUUUUAUUAAUUCUAAAGAUAAG
Molecule: messenger RNA, 327 nt
Organism: Cetraspora pellucida
Lineage: Eukaryota; Fungi; Glomeromycota; Glomeromycetes; Diversisporales; Gigasporaceae
Source: the annotation of a GenBank genome assembly